AGCAAACUCAGUGCUCGUACGUACGCCGAUGGGGUAACCUCACCCGGAAGAUGUCGACGGCUGAAAAUCAAGGACAAACGUCCUCCAAUCCGGAUGUGGUGGAGCAAGUAAAUGGCAGUUUCGGUCGCUGGCAGCUGCGAACCAUUCUGCUGAUCUUUCUGUGCAAGAUUCCCAGUGCCUGGUUUACGGUCAUUAUUGUUUACACUGCUCCGUUUCCAUGGAAGGGCGAACUCGUCUGCCAUCCAUCUGAUUGGAAUGCCAGUGUGUCACGGGUGGAGCCCGUGAGUCGUAACCAACAGCUCUGGCAAGAUGCCCGCAGCACGGAUCGACUAUUCAAUGUGGACGUGUGCAACGCGUAUGCCCAGUCCUUGACCCGAGGCUUCGUCCGGAGUCACGGCUCAGAGUGGAAUGCCACGGAAUCGGAACGUUCUCAAUCUUCCCUACCUUGCGAGCACGUGGAACACACAUCGGAUUACAAAUCCCUGAUCACCCAGUUUGAUUUGAUUUGCUCUCGACGCGUCCUUGUGGCCAUGACCCAAUCCUUUCAUGCCCUCGGAGCUUUAAUAGGAGGUCUUAUGGCUUAUUCGGCUCUAAAAAUAAUUAGUCCACGACGAUUGAUGCUGCUCGGAAUGAUUGGUCAAAUAUUUUGCGGGAAUCUAACUGGCUUGGUGGAUACUUACCAGUUACACAUCUAUUUUCGAUGCCUCACCUCCAUGUUUUGUGCUCUAAUGUAUACUUCCGGACAGUUUAUUCUUAACGAUAUUACCUCGGGAAAAGCUCGCAUAAUAGUGAUUACUUUGUCGGAACUGUUUUGGUCUAUUGGCCUCGUCCUGCUGCCUGCCAUUUCUAUAUAUUUCGAUAACUGGAGCUAUCUAUACGUGGCUAUAUCCUCUUCGUUGAUUGUCCUGGUUUGGCUGCAUCGCUGGAUUGCCGAUUCCCCGCGAUGGCUACUGCAACACGAACGUGUGGAGGCAGCACUUCGUCAGCUCUUGGAAUCUGCUACUUACAACAACCGAAAGGUACCUCUGACCCUGGAUGUACAGCUAACAGGAUACGCCAAGGACCUGGAGCUAAAGGCCGAACAAAAGCGAAGCUACUGCCAAAUCUGGGAUGGCGAAACGAAGCGCAGUCAAUUGAUUUAUAUUCACUGCAUCUGGGGUGCUGCUAUGGUCAUAUAUACCAUAUCCCUUUUGAUGAUUCGGAACUUGGGAGCGGAACAGGUGCACGUUAACACAGCUGCCUUGGGAUUCGCAGAAAUGGUAGGUGUCUUUAUAGGCCUCUACAUGAUCCUUUACACGCGUCGCCAUUGGCGUUGGGCAGGAAAUCUCAUGACUAUAUGUAGUCUUAUAACAUAUCUCAUUUGGCUGCUGCCCGAAACAGAAAGAAACUCACGACGCGUUGGCUUGGAGUUGGUGUUUUGGAUCAUUUUAAAAAUGGCCAACUCGGCCACAAUCGCUGUGCUAACCACCUGCACAGGUGAGAUGGUAUCCACCGAGAAGCGUGUAUAUCUGAUGCUCUCCGUGGUUGGAUUCAGCCGGACGUGCCUGGUUUUUUGUCCACUUCUGAGUUGUCUCACCGUCAUCCAUCCCCUGGUACCCAUUACCAUUCUAUCCACCGUUGGCACUAUCUAUGGAUUGGCCUUGCGACGACUGAAUCGUUACUACUGGAACACGGAACAGCCGCCCAUUAGUCGAGUGCCAACACCAAAUACCUAUCGCCGCCAAUCGGCUAUAAUCCUACGUCGAUACAGCAGCACUAGCUCAGAAAUCAGUGGUUACAGCAAUGAGCUCCUCAGUAACUUUGAGAGAAAUAUAGCCGUCAGUAUAGCUGAUAUAUGGCAUAUUAACUUUCAUCCCGCCAGUGAGUGUGAAAUUGAAAUGGAGCAGCAUAACGGAGAAGAAGCUUUAAAAACUCGAAGCUCAGAAACCAUUUAAAAAGCUUUUUUAGCCUAAAAAUAGGCUUUAGAACGUAUAGAAACUUUAAAAUAACCGAUAAAUUAGUGCACCUUAUAAUAAAUCAUUUUAAAUUGUUUUUAAAAGAAAAAAAUGGGAGUGUAGAUAGUUUAAAUAAAUAAGGAAAACAUAUAACAAAUUUAAA
This is a messenger RNA of Drosophila ananassae, 2097 nucleotides long. Its product is annotated as solute carrier family 22 member 19. Gene Ontology annotation, biological process: transmembrane transport. The record is from RefSeq and is a predicted model, not a curated record. The transcript has 4 exons. NCBI's taxonomy places the organism in Eukaryota, Metazoa, Arthropoda, Insecta, Diptera, Drosophilidae. Bases 51 to 1934 code for a protein of 627 amino acids. Gene Ontology annotation, molecular function: transmembrane transporter activity.